Molecule: messenger RNA, 2466 nt
Organism: Penicillium alfredii
Lineage: Eukaryota; Fungi; Ascomycota; Eurotiomycetes; Eurotiales; Aspergillaceae
Gene: mrd1
Product: RNA-binding ribosome biosynthesis protein MRD1
Exons: 4
Coding region: 1-2466 (821 amino acids)
Molecular function (GO): RNA binding
Source: RefSeq, a predicted model, not a curated record
AUGGAGAACACCAGGGUGUUUGUGAGUGGCCUUCCACCAUCAUGCUCCAAUGAUCAACUUCGGAAACAUUUUGCAGGCCGUUUCCAAGUCACAGAUGCUCAUGUCCUGCCAAAACGUAGGAUGGGCUUUGUCGGCUUCAAAAACCAGGAUGCCGCCCAGCAAGCUGUGAAACACUUCAACCGGACAUAUAUGAAGAUGUCCAAGAUCAUGGUUGACAUGGCUCGUUCGAUUGAUUCAAACCCCCCUGAACGGGCUCACCCCACACGGAAACGUGAUGCUGGCAAGGAGGACACAUCGUCAGACAAUACGCUGAAGCGCAAAAGGGAUGCAGAAGCCAAACCACAGGAUCCUAAACUGCAAGAGUACCUCUCUUUGAUGCAGCAUUCCUCUAAGACCCGCACAUGGGCAAAUGAUGAUGACAUAGCCAAGCCGACCGACGACGUUGCACCAGCCAUUAACCAAUCUUCCCAGGAGAUCAAUAUAUCCGAGGAGUUGCCUUCCCAGUCGAAAAAGGCCAAGACGGAUGGUGUCAUGACUGAAAGAAAUAUGCAGCCGCAGCCGAUGGUUGUUGACAGAAACAGCGAUGAAGGACAAGGGGAAGCACCGACUCAGAAUGACUCGGCGGCAUCUGAAGCCGAGGCCAAACCAGUCUCAGAUGACGACUGGCUUCGAUCGAAGACAAGUCGUCUUCUCGGUCUUCUGGAUGAAGAAGAGCAGGCCGAGUUUGAGAAGCAGCCAGUUGAUCAGCCGGCUGUGCCACCAACAGACAGUACUGACGAAUCGCGUAAUGCAGCGAUCGAGAAUAUUCCUUCUCAAGCUACACAGGAUGACGAUACAGCCCAAGUGGCACCCACAGUGGAUACAAAUGUCGAGCUCAUCCGUAGCUCUGCCCGUUUAUUCGUCAGGAAUCUGGCCUACGACACCACAGAAGCGGAUCUCCAACCGCUGUUUGCUCCUUUUGGAAAGAUUGAAGAAAUUCACAUUGCAUUUGACACUCGCGCCACGACCAGCAAAGGCUUCGCCUAUGUCCAGUAUGCCGAUGCUGAUGCCGCCGUGGAUGCUUAUCAAGCUCUUGAUGGGAAGCACUUUCAGGGACGACUUCUUCAUAUUCUACCGGCUUCUGCAAAGAAGACAUACAAGAUUGAUGAGUACGAGCUCUCAAAGCUUCCUUUGAAGAAGCAAAAGCAAAUCAAGCGUCGGAUGGAUGCCUCAUCAUCCACCUUCAGCUGGAACUCGCUCUACAUGAACACCGAUGCCGUAAUGUCCUCAGUAGCUGAAAGACUCGGAGUCUCCAAAUCGGACCUGUUGGAUCCCACUUCGUCGGACGCAGCAGUCAAGCAAGCACAUGCUGAGACGCAUGUCAUUCAAGAAACCAAAGCUUACUUCGCGGCAAAUGGGGUAAAUAUCGACGCUUUCAAGGAGCGUGAACGUGGAAACACGGCGAUCCUAGUCAAGAACUUUUCGUUCGGCGUUAAGAUCGGUGACCUCAGGAAACUGUUUGAGCCGUAUGGCCAGAUGAUUCGACUUUUGAUGCCGCCCAGUGGCACAAUAGCAAUCGUCGAGUUUGCGAGACCCGACGAAGCCCAGAAGGCGUUCAAGGGCCUUGCCUACCGCAAGCUGGGUGAUUCCAUCUUGUUCCUGGAGAAGGCACCCAAGAACCUCUUCGACUCUACGUCGGCACCGUCGACACUUACCUCGGAAACACGGGGCAAGUCUCAAGGAUUCUCUGUCGCCGACACCUUUGCUGCAGACGAGCCCACCGACGGUCUCGCAACGUCAACACUAUUCGUAAAGAACUUGGACUUCUCCACAACCAACGAGAGAUUCCUCGAGGUCUUCAGACCGCUAGAUGGCUUUGUCACCGGGCGCAUCAAGACCAAGCCGGAUCCCAAGAAUCCGGGUCAGACUUUGAGCAUGGGAUUUGGAUUCGCCGAAUUCAAGACCAAGGCCCAGGCUCAAGCUGCCCUGGCUGCCAUGAAUGGAUACAAGCUGGACCAGCACGAGCUCGUCAUCCGUGCGUCUCACAAGGGCAUGGAUGCCGCCGAAGAGCGGCGCCGCGAAGACACCGCCAAGAAGAUCGCCGCAAGACGGACCAAGAUCAUCAUCAAGAACUUGCCGUUCCAGACCAGCAAGAAAGACAUCAAGUCCCUGUUCGAAACCUAUGGAAAGCUUCGGUCUGUGCGAGUGCCCAAGAAAAUGGACCGAUCAACUCGUGGAUUUGGAUUUGCCGACUUUGAAAGUGCUCGUGAGGCGGAAAAUGCCAUGGACGCGUUGAAAAACACGCAUCUUCUAGGCAGGAGACUGGUACUGGAAUUCGCGAACGAGGAGGCUGUCGAUCCCGAGGAGGAGAUCGCAAAGAUAGAGAAGAAAGUAGGGGAACAGGUGGACAGGGUCAAGGCCCAGCAGCUUAUGGGCACGGGGCGAAAGAAGUUCAUUGUAGGGGCCCAGGAGGACGAGGAGGCAUGA